AUGACAGCCAUCAAGACAGUCUCCAGCAUUGAGAAUACAACAGUGGCUAGCCUGCUGCCUAAUGGCUACAAAUUCAAGUGGGGCAAAAGCAGACACACAUCCCUGAUACAAGCUGCCAAGUCGGGGCACUAUGCAGUGGUCAAACAGUUACUUGAAAAGCAUACGAAUGUAAAUCGAUCGAAUGACUUUUUUCGCACGCCACUCUCCUUUGCUGCAGAGGGUGGACACGAGGCCAUACUGGAUCUAUUACUUGAGAAUGGCGCUGAAGUUGAAAUUCCACUGUCAGUUCGAGCACCGCUGGGCAAAUCAGCACGGUCGCCUCUUUCUUUUGCUGCAGGGGCUGGAUAUGAAGCAGUAGUAAGGCGAUUAUUGAACGAAGACGCGAACAUACACUCAACAGAUUGUUCAGGGCGAACAUCAUUAUCAUGGGCGGCGGGCGGCGGACACGAAGAUAUAGUAAAACUGCUCCUUACAAAAGGAGCUGACGUCGAAUCAUCGGAUGAGUCUGGACGGACAGUCUUGUCAUGGGCUGCGAGAAACGGGCAUGAAGGGGUAGUAAGACUCCUCCUACAACAUGGCUGUGAUGUCAACACGAGCGAUCAGAAAGGAUUCCCACCUUUGUUUUGGGCCAUGAAUGAAGACCAUGAGAAUGUUGCCAGUCUCCUUGUUGAGAAUGGUGCGAUCACCAGGAGUGAAAAUAGUAUUGGAAGCGCAUACAUAUGCAUGGCUCAAAUCAAGGGACAGGAAACACUGGUCAAAGUACUUCUUGAUCAUGACGCCGGGCUAGAAAGUGCCGAUUGUUUCGGUCGGACCCCAUUGCUAUGGGCUGCAGAAACUAGGCGAUUUUCAAUUGUGAAGCACGCCAUUGACAAGGGUGCUUACGUCGAGGUUAAAGACAUGGAAAACCGGACACCGCUGUGGUGGGCUGUCAACAAUCAACACGAGGAGAUGACCGGCCUUCUCAUCGAAUAUGGAGCAGAUAUAGAGAAUCGGGAUAGAAGCAAUCGAGCCCCGUUGUUGCUGGCUUCAGAGGCUCAUCAUGUAGGUCUGGUUCGACUUUUGGUUGAGAAAGGUGCUAUUCCGGAUAUUGAGGAUGCCCAUGGUAGGACCCCGCUGAUGUGGGCCAUCAUGUAUGGGGAUGAGAGCCUGGUGAGUAUUUUAUUGGAGAGAAAUGUUGGCUUGGAAAGUGAGGAUAGAGUGUAUGGGCGGACGGCCCUGCUGUGGGCUGCAAGGAAACGGCAUUCAAGCGUCCUGAAGCUACUGCUCGACAAAGGUGCUUGUAUUGAGGCCCUUGAUAAUGACGGUCAAACGGCGUUGUCCAUUGCAGUAAAAUACGACUUCCAGGAAGUGGUCAUGAUUCUCCUCGAGAAAGGUGCGGAUGUCGGGGCUCUAGAUUUUUAG
Messenger RNA from Penicillium longicatenatum, 1401 nucleotides. Its product is annotated as ankyrin repeat domain-containing protein. Lineage: Eukaryota; Fungi; Ascomycota; Eurotiomycetes; Eurotiales; Aspergillaceae. Gene Ontology annotation, molecular function: protein binding. The transcript has a single exon. The record is from RefSeq and is a predicted model, not a curated record. Bases 1 to 1401 code for a protein of 466 amino acids.